Capsaspora owczarzaki ATCC 30864 is the source of this 771-nucleotide messenger RNA. RefSeq names its product calcium-dependent cysteine protease. The coding region runs from base 1 to 771 and encodes 256 amino acids. The transcript has 5 exons. NCBI's taxonomy places the organism in Eukaryota, Filasterea, Ministeriida, Capsasporidae. The record is from RefSeq and is a predicted model, not a curated record.
AUGACCGAGCCUCAGUUCGAGUCGCUCGAAAACUUUCGAAUCACCAAGGCCCCGCCGAGUGUGCUCUACGUUCCAAAUUUUAUCACAGACAAUGAAGCCAGCUACUUUUGGGACCAGGUCCACGCCGCUCCGAAAGUGAAAUGGACUGCUCUCAAGGACCGCAGGUUACAGAACUGGGGUGGCACACAAACCGCGAAGGGGAUGAUUGCAGAGCCGCUGCCACGGUGGUUACAACUCCUUGCAGAGCGCAUGCACACGACGGGGGUGUUUGGAUCUCUGGUGCCCAAUCAUGUCCUGGUGAAUGAGUACUUGCCAGGCCAGGGCAUCAUGCCCCAUGAAGAUGGACCGUUUUUCUCACCCGUCAUCACAACCAUCAACCUCGGGAGCCAUUGCGUGAUCAAGUUUUAUCGACCUCGGGACAGUGAUAUUGUUUCAGAGACAGCGAACGGCCGCGAAGGCAGCGAUAGCGACAAUCCUGCGACGACUAAUUCACGUCAUUCGCUUGAAAGCCGAAGAGUGACGUCCCUGUUCCUCGAACCCAAUAGCUUGCUUGUGCUUCGCGAAGACAUGUAUACCAGGUUUUUGCACGGAAUCGAGCCGGUACCCCAGGACAGUUUGGCUGAGGUUCGCGCAACCUGCGCAAACGCCGCCCAGUGUCCUUCGCUUGCCGCUGCGUCGGAUGACGUCCUUGCCCGCUCAACGCGGGUUUCUCUCACCAUCCGUCACGCGCCAAACACAAUCAAGCUCAAGUUCAAGCUUGGCGGGAAGUGA